Molecule: messenger RNA, 2373 nt
Organism: Stegastes partitus (bicolor damselfish)
Lineage: Eukaryota; Metazoa; Chordata; Actinopteri; Pomacentridae
Gene: actmap
Product: actin maturation protease
Exons: 7
Coding region: 153-1073 (306 amino acids)
Source: RefSeq, a predicted model, not a curated record
UGUGUGAUCCAACAAUACGCGAAGAAGAAGUUUAAGAAGAAGAAGAGAGAAGAAGAAAGGAGCGAGGAUACUUCCAAAUAUGGGAACGUAACACCCGGUGCCGUUAGCUCGGUCUGCGAGUGUAAAAAGUGAAAAAAAGGAGCUCGAAGAAGAUGUCAGUGGACAGUCCCUUGUCACCACCUCCUCCUCCGCCUCCUCCUCCGCCUUUACCUGCAUCAUGUCCACCAAUUCCUUCAGCUUCAGCAUCAAAGAAGAAGCUGUAUCAGGUCAUAGCCAGCCACAGCACUGCUGUAGAGGGGAAUCACACAGAGGCCCGCUUACUGCUCAGUCACAGGGAAAGCAGUUUUAGGAAGGACCUGCAGUGGAUACUUGUGAACACAUAUGUGCCUUCCCUCAUCCAGGAUGGUCCACAGUGUGGCCUGGUGGCUUUGUGGAUGGCUGCUCACCUCUGGCAGCCACAGCUGAGUGUUGAUAUGGACACCGUGGUGCAGACAGCGCUGAGCCGAGGAUACACAGCUCAGGGUGAAAUGUUUUCAGCUGAAAACAUGGCCCUGCUGGCAGAAGAGGUUUGUGGCUGUAAGGCCGAGCUGCUCUCAGGAGGUUUGAGAGAUAAUAAUGCUGCAGCUGUCAUUGCACACCUGUGGGGGAGGCAGCCUGUUCUCAUCCCGUAUGAUGAAGACUUCAACCACGAGCCAUGUCAGCGUGGCGGCCAGAGAGCACACUGGGCCGUCGCUUCAGGUGUUCUCCUCGGCGUGGACCAGGGCGCUGUGAGCAAAGAUCACACCCAGCCUGAUCCCACUCUGCCUUGGCUAUGCCUCGCCGCCGACAGCUGCUCACCUUGUCCGGUCAGCACCACGGCAGUCAAAGAGGUUUACAUCCUGGCUAAGCAGGGCAAAAGCCUGCGCUACCAGCUGUGGAGUUUGGACAACGUGGCUCAGAGCAACGAGCAGCUGAAGGAGAUGGACCCUCAGAAAGCAAACGAUGGCACCCAGUACGUUCUUCCUCUUGGAGGGGUGGAAGCUGGGCUGGCUGGACAGGCGGUGCUGCUCCACACAAGGACACAGACGCAGUAAGGAGUGUGAGGCUGCUCGGAUUAGCAGGACCCAGCAGAGUUUAAUCUGCUGAGAGACAUCACACUGAACUCUCAAGAUCCAGUAUGACCCAUUUAAAGUCAGGCAUUUCAAUGCGUCAUGCUGAUUUUUUCCAAGUUUUUCAAUCAAUCCACAAGGGCUGUAUUCACAUCACAGUAAUGGAACUGUGUGCACUUUGUGGAUGCGUAGGGAAGUUAUGUGAAAAUAUGUAAUGGUAUGCAUAAUUAAGAAAGAGUAGCCUUCCCUUUAAAUGUGCAGAAUUUAAGAUUUUGAAUAUGCACAUGGCAUUAAUAUUACAGCAAACAAUGAUCUGCUAUGCAAAGGUAUAGUGAAGUCAUGGCAGAGACUAAGGUCGCACCUCGUUUGUGUGUUGGAAUCUGGAUUUCUCAGUUCUCUGUUUUGCAGCCAGUCCGGUUAUGUGAGCAUAUUAGUGUAUUUGAGUCCCUCCCCUUUUUGAAAAUGUUUGCCCUUCCUGUGUUUAUACACAGAUUGAGAGUUAAAAGUUUUUUAUUUAUGUUAUUUACCUAAUUUCUGUGCACAGCUCAGUGUGAGAGUUUACUGCUGUUUUGAGGUUCUGCUCAGCAACUCGUUUUCUACCCAUGUCUGUUCUGCUUCUGUCUUUGUUUCCACACAAAGACCAGAACAACUCAUUGUGGCAUUUCAGUUUAUUUUAGAGUGCUAGGUAAUUGUUGUGACUGAAUUAUUUUUUGUUAUUCUGAUUGUAAAUGAAAGUAAAGGGAAUUUUGAUGGACAUGCUCAAUGUUUUGGCCCGAGAUGCUGCUGUUCUAGGGACAUCCAGUGGUUCUGAAGGUUGCAUCUUUAAUAGCUUUAGUUCUAUUUGUACUUUGCAGCUGAAAUAUGCAGGAGUGAACUAUUAAAAAUAACUGACAGUGCUGUUGCAUCAAUAUGGCCUUCUAUCUUGAUGAGCUUUUUUUUUUUUGAGGGGUAAACCAACAACACAUGUUUACAUCUGAUUGUUUGCUCUAAAACUAAAUUUCCAAGAAAUACACCAUUACCUCAGUGUCCAGGAAUAUUUCAAUACACAAUUCAUAGAUUUCUACCUCUACGUUCUGUCACUCGUUUGAUUUCGACUGAGAAGCUUUUGUAGUUUUCAUGGAAAUUUAGACUUUGGUCUUUCAGAUUUAGAAAAUGACACAUUUCCAUUACUGCCUGAGUACAAAAUAACUCGAUCUGUUAUGUUGUCGUCUUCAUUCACUGCCUGUACGAAAUGUAUGAUCUGAUUGUGCGUUUGAGAAAAUAAAACAAACUCUGCAAACUCUUA